AUGAAGAUCCUGUGCUGCGGCGACGUCGAGGGCCGCUUCGAAGAGACCUUCAAGCGGGUGGCAAAGAUCGAGGCGGCGAACGGCCCCUUCGACGCGCUCUUCUGCGUCGGCGCCUUCUUCGCCGGCGACGCCGUCACGGAGGUGCCCGAGGCGCCCGUGCCGACCUGGGUGCUCGAGCUGCCCGCCGGGAGCGCCGUCGCGGCCGGCGACUCCCUGGGCCCGAACGUGACGUACCUCGGCGCCUGCGGCGUGACGACGGUGUCGGAGCGCGCGGGCGGGUCCGGCGCCAAGGUGAUGUCCGUCGCGUUCGCGGGCGGCGCCGGGUCCGUCGCGGGUCUCCUGGACGCCUGCGGCGCGCCGGGCUUCAUGGGCUGCGACGUCUUCCUGAGCUCCGACUGGCCCCGGGGCUGCGACGUCGGCGCGGACGACGCGGCCGUCGCGAGUCUCCGGGACCUGGGCGUCUACGCGCACGCCGUCGGCGACGACCGCGUCGCGGAGGCCGCCGUCGCCUGCCGGCCGCGCUACCACUUCGCGGGCACGCACGGCGCCUUCUGGGCCCGCGCGCCCUACCGCAACGCCAGGGACCCGCCCGCGCACCGCAAGAGCCACGUGACGCGCUUCGUCGCUCUCGGCCAGGCGGCCAAGUCCAAGGACAAGCGGCGCAAGUGGCUCCACGCCGUCGACGUCGACCCCAUCCCCUACUGCGCGCUCGCGGCCUUGGCCGCGGAGCCCGCGGGCUGCACGGACUCGCCUUACGUGUGCCUCGGCCCGUCCGUCGCGCCGACGCCGCGCAUGGCCGCGCUCGCCGCGGACGAGGCGCGCGACUCGGCGAAGCGGAAGAACGCGCCGUCGGCGCUGCGCUGGGGCGACGUGAGCGGCGGCGGGAAGCGGCCGCGGCGCGACGAGGGCGCGUCGACGACGCUCUUCGUCGGCGGCCUGCCCCCGUACUGCGACGACGCCAAGCUCGCGGAGACGCUCCGCGCGGCCCUGGGCGACGUCGACCUCGCGGGCGCGCGCGCGCCGCCGGGCAAGGGCUACGGCUUCGCCGACUUUGGCGCGCGCGACGACGCCGCGAAAGCCCUCGACCGCCUCCUCGCGGCGGGCCUCGCGAUCGACGGCCGGCGGCUCACGGUGGACUGGGGCACGGCGACGGCGCCGGCGAACGCGGCGCCCCAGCGCUACCCCGACGACGCGCGGCGCGAGUGCUGGUUCUGCCUCGCGUCGCCGGGGUGCGAGACGCACCUCGUCGCGGCCGUCAAGGACGCGUGCUACGUCUGCCAGCCCAAGGGCCCGCUCGUGGACGCCCACGCGCUCGUCGUGCCCAUCGCCCACGCGUCGACGCGCGCGGGCCUGGAGCCGGCGGUCCGCGACGAGAUGGACGCGACGGCCGACGGCCUCGCCGCGACGUUCCGAGCGAAGCUCGCGGGCGCGCACACGGUCGCGUUCGAGCGCGUCGCGGACACGAAGAAGGGCGUCUACCACGUGCACCGCCAGGUCAUCCCCGUGCCGCGGCGCGGCGACGGCGACGCGGCAAAGCUCCUCGCGGACUUCCGCGACGCCGCGGACCGGGGCCGCUUCGCGCUCGCGCCCGUCGACGGGCCCUUCCUGCCGCCGGCGGACGCCCGCGUCUUCCUGCUGGACGUCUACGACGGCGACAGCGGCGCCAAGACGCGCCUCGCCUGCGUCCAGGCCAAGGACGCGCCGGACCGCUUCGCGCCGUUGCACUUCGGCCGCGACCUCCUCGCGCGCGCGCUCGGCGAGCCCCACAAGGCCCACUGGAAGGCCUGCGAGAAGUCGAAGCAGGACGAGACGGCCCUCUGCGAGCGGCUCAAGGGGCUCAUUAGCGAGUAG
Messenger RNA from Aureococcus anophagefferens, 1851 nucleotides. RefSeq lists its product as hypothetical. Gene Ontology annotation, cellular component: post-mRNA release spliceosomal complex. Gene Ontology annotation, biological process: mRNA splicing, via spliceosome. Lineage: Eukaryota; Pelagophyceae; Pelagomonadales; Pelagomonadaceae. Gene Ontology annotation, molecular function: RNA lariat debranching enzyme activator activity; RNA binding. Bases 1 to 1851 code for a protein of 616 amino acids. The transcript has a single exon. The record is from RefSeq and is a predicted model, not a curated record.